CGUAGGAGUUUCAGUCCCUCUCCUGACCAAUCAGAGUCCUCCCCCAUCCAAAUACUUCCGCUAUGCGCCCUGCCUUGCCUUUCCAGUGGAGCGGCCGGCGUGUCUACCAGCAGGAGUGUGUACCACGUAGACCACAGACUUAUAAAGGCUAUUAAGAUGCCUCCAAAGAAGGGAGGAGAAGCCCCCAAGCCACCUCCACUGAUUGGACGGUUUGGGACGUCUCUGAAAAUAGGCAUUGUGGGGUUGCCUAACGUUGGGAAGUCCACCUUCUUCAACGUGCUCACCAAGAGUCAGGCCGCCGCCGAGAACUUCCCGUUCUGCACCAUCGACCCAAAUGAGAGCAGGGUGCCCAUCCCCGACGAGCGCUACGACUACCUCUGCCAGUUCCACAAACCGGCCAGCAAGGUGCCAGCGUUUCUGAACGUCGUGGACAUCGCCGGCCUGGUGAGGGGAGCUCACGCCGGGCAGGGGCUCGGAAACGCCUUCCUCUCCCACAUCAGUGCCUGCGAUGGCAUCUUCCACAUGACGCGUGCGUUUGAUGACGAGGACAUCAUACACGUGGAUGGUAACGUCGACCCGGUGAGGGACAUAGAGACCAUCCAUGAGGAGCUGAGACUCAAGGACGAGGAGAUGAUCGCUCCCAUCUUGGACAAACUGGAGAAGACCGCCGUCAGGGGAGGGGACAAAAAACUCAAACCCGAAUACGAUAUCAUGUUGAAGAUAAAGAGCUGGGUGGUGGAGGAGAAGAAACACAUCCGAUUUUACCACGACUGGAAUGACAAAGAGAUCGAGGUGUUGAACAAAUACCUGUUUUUGACAUCCAAGCCCAUGAUCUACCUGGUCAAUCUGUCUGAGAAGGAUUACAUCCGGAAAAAGAACAAGUGGCUGGCAAAGAUCAAGGAGUGGGUCGAUGCCCACGACCCCGGCGCUCUGGUCAUUCCCCUCAGCGGAGUGCUGGAGUUCAAGCUUCAGGACAUGUCCGACGAGGAGAGGAGCAAAUACUGUGAGGAGCAGAAGACGCAGAGUGUGAUGACCAAAAUCAUCAAGGCGGGCUACGCAGCGCUACAGCUGGAAUACUUCUUCACAGCGGGACCGGAUGAGGUGCGAGCGUGGACCAUCAGGAAAGGCACCAAGGCUCCCCAGGCUGCAGGAAAAAUCCACACCGACUUUGAGAAAGGCUUCAUCAUGGCUGAGGUGAUGAAGUAUGCCGACUUCAAAGAGGAGGGCAGUGAAAAUGCUGUCAAGGCUGCUGGGAAAUACAGGCAACAGGGCAGGAACUACAUCGUGGAGGACGGGGAUAUUAUAUUUUUCAAAUUCAACACACCCAAUGCCCCCAAAAAGAAAUAAAGGGGGGAACUCAGAGUAACACAGUGCAGACUGGCGCCUGAGAGCUACAGUGUCUGACGCUCUUCAUGCUUCUCUCUUGAAUCUGUUGGGACAAAACAGUGCCAGGCGUGGACCAGGGGAGGGGAUUUCUAAGUUAUUGAAAUGUUCAGGGACCUGCAGAUGAAAUGUAACGGGACAAAAAUAUAGAAGAACUUUCUAUAGAGGCACACUAUACAUUCCAAUCUACAAUAUUUUCAAUUAAACGGACCUCAGCGACGUAAAAGUGAACGCACGCCGUCAGACAGUGUAGCACUCAAGGCCAAGACUGCACUGAGUUCUCGGUUCCUGGGCGGGAUGGUGUUAUUAUUGUAAUUAUUAUUUUAGAUAAAGCAAAGCAGGCAGCUUUGACAGUGCCUGAUCAGAAACCCAGAUGGGGAAUGUUGAUUCACACACGGCUUCCGCUGAUUUACGUUUGGGGCUCGGGAGGGAAAACUCCCCCCUUGUUCACACUUCAGUGUUUUCAUCCCGCAGCAGCAUCCCCGCUUUCAUGGUGAACCGACAGAUGCUCAGUGUGUUGUUGCCCUGCGGAUCAUCUGGCCCAGACUGUGUAGCUUCAAACGCAUCUCUCACCUCUCCUCUCCAUCACUCAAACAUUUUGCCAAAUUGUGGACUUGCUAUGAAUCUUUUCCUUCUAACUAUACCAGAGUGAGGUGGUGAGGAAUUGGGAAAUUGGGGGGGAGAAGAAACUUUCAGGGUGAAACAAAAUAAUCUGUAAGGAAAAAUGGAAAUGCAUGUGCUGCGUCUUCACUGAUUGUGUUCACACUCAAUAAAAGGAGACAACCUCUAA
Myripristis murdjan (pinecone soldierfish) is the source of this 2173-nucleotide messenger RNA. Its product is annotated as obg-like ATPase 1. The coding region runs from base 157 to 1347 and encodes 396 amino acids. The record is from RefSeq and is a predicted model, not a curated record. The transcript is spliced from 11 exons. Lineage: Eukaryota; Metazoa; Chordata; Actinopteri; Holocentriformes; Holocentridae. Gene Ontology annotation, molecular function: ATP binding; ATP hydrolysis activity; GTP binding. Gene Ontology annotation, cellular component: cytoplasm.